CCCGGCUGCUGCAGCAGCGCUGCCCCCACCACCCCGCGCGCCGUGAUCGAUCGCGGGCUGCGUCAGAAUUCUCCCACAGUAUAAAUAGGGGUGUCAGGACAGCGCCGAGCCGCACACAGCCAUCCAUCCAUCCUCCCCUCUCCCUCUCUCCCCCGUACUUCUUUCUCUGCAGGUCCCCGUCUCCGCUGCGAGUCAGAGGGGCACCGGCCGCCACCAUGAGUUCCUUCAGCUACGAGCCGUACUACUCCACCUCCUACAAGCGGCGCUACGUGGAGACGCCUCGGGUGCACAUCUCUAGCGUGCGCAGCGGCUAUAGCACCGCGCGCUCCGCGUACUCCAGCUACUCCGCGCCGGUCUCCUCCUCGCUGUCCGUGCGCCGCAGCUACUCGUCCAGCUCUGGCUCCUUGAUGCCCAGUCUCGAGAACCUCGACUUGAGCCAGGUAGCCGCCAUCAGCAACGACCUCAAGUCAAUCCGCACCCAGGAGAAGGCGCAGCUGCAGGACCUCAACGAUCGCUUUGCCAGCUUUAUCGAGCGCGUGCACGAGCUGGAGCAGCAGAACAAGGUCCUGGAAGCCGAGCUGCUGGUGCUGCGCCAGAAGCACUCGGAGCCGUCGCGCUUCCGGGCUCUGUACGAGCAGGAGAUCCGCGACCUGCGCCUGGCAGCAGAAGACGCCACCAACGAGAAGCAGGCUCUGCAGGGCGAGCGAGAGGGGCUGGAGGAGACUCUGCGCAACCUGCAGGCACGCUAUGAGGAAGAGGUGCUGAGCCGAGAAGACGCUGAGGGUCGGCUGAUGGAAGCGCGCAAAGGUGCGGAUGAAGCGGCUCUGGCCCGAGCUGAGCUCGAAAAACGCAUUGACAGCCUGAUGGACGAAAUCGCCUUUCUGAAGAAGGUGCACGAGGAGGAGAUCGCUGAGCUGCAGGCGCAGAUCCAGUACGCGCAGAUCUCUGUGGAGAUGGACGUGUCCUCCAAGCCCGACCUCUCCGCCGCUCUCAAGGACAUCCGCGCCCAGUACGAGAAGCUGGCUGCCAAGAACAUGCAGAACGCCGAAGAAUGGUUCAAGAGCCGCUUCACCGUGCUGACCGAGAGCGCUGCCAAGAACACCGACGCUGUGCGCGCCGCCAAGGACGAGGUGUCCGAGAGCCGUCGCCUGCUGAAGGCCAAGACCCUGGAGAUCGAAGCGUGCCGGGGCAUGAACGAAGCGCUGGAGAAGCAGCUACAAGAACUGGAGGAUAAGCAGAAUGCUGACAUUAGUGCUAUGCAGGACACAAUCAACAAAUUAGAAAAUGAAUUGAGAACUACAAAGAGUGAAAUGGCACGGUAUCUAAAAGAAUACCAAGACCUUCUGAACGUGAAGAUGGCCCUGGACAUUGAGAUUGCAGCUUACAGGAAACUCUUGGAAGGUGAGGAGACCCGGCUCAGUUUCACCAGCGUGGGAAGCCUAACCAGCGGCUACUCCCAGAGUUCCCAAGUCUUUGGCCGAUCAGCCUACGGUGGUCUACAGACCAGCUCUUACUUGAUGUCAGCACGCUCCUUCCCUUCUUACUACACCAGCCAUGUCCAGGAGGAGCAGAUUGAGGUGGAGGAGACCACCGAGGCUGUGAAGGCUGAGGAAGCUAAGGAUGAACCCGCCUCUGAAGGGGAAGCUGAAGAUGAGGAGAAGGAGAAGGAAGAGGCUGAGGAAGAGGAAGGAGCCGAAGAGGAAGAAGCUGCCAAAGAAGAAUCUGAGGACGCAAAGGAGGAAGAAGGAGGUGAAGGUGAAGAAGAAGACACGAAAGAAGCUGAUGAGGACAAGAAAAAAGAUGAAGGUGCGGGGGAGGAGCAAGCAACCAAGAAGAAAGAUUGAGCCCCCUUUCCCUUAAUUAUUUCAGGACAACCCUCCCGAAACCAGGUCAACCCCAUCACCAACCAAGCAGCUGAGUUCCAGACACUAUACGAAUUAAGAAGUCAAUAUAUGUAAUUCUGAGAUGACUCGGGUUGGAGAUUCAGUAUUGUGCUAUGACUUUUCUCCUUAUGCAGAGUACCUGUUUGCUUGCAGAGUGGCUUCCUGGCUUGCUGCCAGCUGUGCAUGGUCCACGCUUAUGAGUUCAGGAUCUAUGGCAAUGUGAAUAAUUCAGAUGUUUACAAUCAAAACACAUGAAUAAAUGAAUUCACUAAUGUUAAUGUUAAACUUCAUGGAAAAAAUAGUCCUUUGAACCUUUGAUGGUUAGAAAUUGAAGACCUUGAAUUAUGUGCAAUAAAUAGUAAAUAAAGUUACACUGAAUGACAUUUUUUUGCUGUUGUUGUUGACUUAAUUAACCAUUUUAAAGAAGGCAUCAAUAUAAGCCAUAUAUAAGUGGACUAUUGACCUCCAAUUUUUAAGUCAAAAUUUUAACAAUUAUGCAUUUUUCCCCCUUAAUUGGUAAUUCUGAGGGAUACAAUUGGGUCAUAACCAUUCAUGAAAUUUUGGCCCUCAAAAAUUUUACUGAUAAUAAACCUGAGUAAAUGGGUGUCUUGGGUUCUUUUUCUUUUACAAAUAACCAACUACUUUACCCCGCUAUGAUGUACUGUAUAAUGUUGGACAUGAACUUCUUGGAGGCAAUUCUGAAAUUAUGUGUGAAAAGUACAUUCUUUAUGGCAAAGAGGUAACUUAAACACCACUACACAAUAAAAAUGUGAUUAGGAUAGAACAUGAGUCCUGCCCAUCUAACCACUAUGACCACAUUAAAAUAUAUAGUCUAAAUAUCAUGGGCAGAAGUCAAAACCCAAGCAAAUGAUAUAAUCAGAAGGAAUAAUUUUUUAAAUCAAUGUAUAAUUUUGGAUGGGGAGAAUAAAGAUAUCAAAAGUUAUUUUCAUUACAAACAUGUUGCCUGCAAUCCUGAGCUCAUGAUUCAUGUGUUGUUAGCUUAAUUCUGUUGCUUCAAGAGAGUAAUAUUUAAUGCCACUGGUUUUAAACUUUUUAUGAACUACAGAUACAGAUAAUGAAAUUGUUCUGAGUCACUAAGUGGUGGGGGGGGAUUCUAUAUGCCAUUGCUCUGCAUGUCUAUUGGGAAAUAUUUGGACUUUGGUAACAGGUCUAACUGUUUGGACAUUGCAUCAAAUAUGCACCCUGUUCAUCCUCUCUGUCUGCUGUAAAGUUAUGGAAGCUCUUGCACUUGAGGUGGAAUGUCAAUGAAAUUAUUGAUUAACUGCUGUUCUGCUUCUGUUCUUACAUGAUUGCUUUGUCAGCUAAUUUUGCUUAAUACUUGUUCUUUAGACUUUUAAGUCAUGAAUUUAACCUGAAAGCAAAGUGGUCUCCAUUUAAAGUUAUCUGAUUCCUUCCCAUUACCUAUUUCUAGUUAAUUAUAUGUCAUCACGUAAAUAGGUAAAAAUAUUGCUUUAUCUACCAUGAUGCUAUGGAUUUGAACCUAUGAAAAUUCUCAGUACAUCAGCUUCUGUAAGGACUAGGAGUCACCUCAGAAACCAUGCUUCACAUUUAUGUUCGUUAAACAUGGGAUACUGCACAUGGUAGAUUUCAGAGAGAUGCAAAUUACAUGUAAAAGAGCAACUUUAGCCACAUGGAAACAGCUGGUUGGUUUGACAGUUACUUGACAUAAGAACACUGUACCAUACUCCAUCCUGUGUGCCACAAUAAAAUACUGAAAAACCUAAA
Molecule: messenger RNA, 3629 nt
Organism: Phyllostomus discolor (pale spear-nosed bat)
Lineage: Eukaryota; Metazoa; Chordata; Mammalia; Chiroptera; Phyllostomidae
Gene: NEFL
Product: neurofilament light
Exons: 4
Coding region: 216-1844 (542 amino acids)
Biological process (GO): neurofilament bundle assembly
Cellular component (GO): postsynaptic intermediate filament cytoskeleton; axon; intermediate filament
Molecular function (GO): structural constituent of postsynaptic intermediate filament cytoskeleton
Source: RefSeq, a predicted model, not a curated record